This is a messenger RNA of Bursaphelenchus xylophilus (pine wood nematode), 723 nucleotides long. NCBI's taxonomy places the organism in Eukaryota, Metazoa, Nematoda, Chromadorea, Rhabditida, Aphelenchoididae. The record is from the annotation of a GenBank genome assembly.
AUGUAUCGUCAAAUCCAACAAUUACAGAAAAGAGUGGCCGUCAUCGAGCAGGAGCUGAGGUUGGAGGCUCUCUCCAACGAAAACACGAGAAUUAGGAGGCAGCGUAUGUUUUUAUUUUUUGUUUGUAAUUUACAGUGUGAGGCAAAAAAUGCCUCAAGGCAUUUUUUGUUAGCAUCUUCAUAAAGGGCAUGGACAUUUGCACAGUGCAUAGCGCUUUCAAAAACAUUUCUGCACGCUGCAAUUGUCUCAAGUUUCGCGGCGCAAUGGAAAAAAGCUUGCGCCGCAGCGAUUUUGUUUUGAGAAAUCAAUGUACAGUCAACCUUUUUCUUGCACAGCGGCUAGCGACGAAAAGUCCACGCACUUUAUGAAAAUGCUAAUACUAACAGAAGCAUUUUUUGCCGCACCCCUGUAUAAUAUAUUUUAGUGAGCGAAUUGGAAGAUCAAGAGAAAGUAGUAUUUCUGGAAACUUUAAGACAAAGUGAAGAAAUAAGCGCCCUGGAGGAUGAAUUGGCCAAGGUAUUUGCCCGGCUGCGAGUUUCAAAUGUGAAACUGUUUCAAUCAAUGAAGGACCAAGGACAGUUUGGUAAGCGUUUGUUAUUUUUGAGUAGGCACCAAAUUAAAAAAAUGUAUUUCUCUUAAAAAAUUUAUAUAUAUAUUAUUUCAGGAGAACAGAGAAAAAAAGAACAACACCCCAAGAGAGAAAAGAGGAGACAGAGCAUUUAA